This is a messenger RNA of Diabrotica virgifera virgifera (western corn rootworm), 2026 nucleotides long. Its product is annotated as protein 5NUC-like. Lineage: Eukaryota; Metazoa; Arthropoda; Insecta; Coleoptera; Chrysomelidae. Gene Ontology annotation, cellular component: plasma membrane. The record is from RefSeq and is a predicted model, not a curated record. Gene Ontology annotation, molecular function: nucleotide binding; 5'-nucleotidase activity; metal ion binding. Gene Ontology annotation, biological process: AMP catabolic process. The coding region runs from base 177 to 1916 and encodes 579 amino acids. The transcript has 4 exons.
AUUAAAUAUUUAAUUUCACGUUCGGUUUCAUUCAGUGCUACUCGAACUGCGUUUCGUUCAGAAACUCAAAUGUCUCGACAGCAAAAUAGUUCAUAGAAAUUAAGUGUUGUGUAGCAGCUACGUAUACCUCCAAUUCAGUGCGGUGCCAAAAAUAAUAUUAAAGUGCAACAACUACAAUGAAAUACGCCGCGCUCUUAUUUACUUUUCUAAACCUAUUGCAUUUGAUUUUCUGCGAUUUCGACCUAGUAAUUUUACAUAAUAACGACAUUCACGGUAGAUUUGAACAAACUGAACGAAAUUCGGGAACUUGCCAGCCGAAAAACAGGAACACCACAUGCAUUGGAGGUUUUGCCAGGACUGCCCAUGUGAUACGGAAACACAGGGAAGCUGCACAGAAUGGAACAGGACCGGAAGUUCUUUAUUUAUACGCUGGUGAUACUUUUAUCGGAACUGUAUGGUAUACUGUACAUACAUGGAACAUAAGUUCGACUUUCAUGAAUCUUCUUAGACCUGAUGCACAAUGUCUUGGAAAUCAUGAGUUCGACAAAGGAACGAAAGAACUUGGACAAUAUUUAUCGAAGUUGACAUUCCCUACAGUUACUUGCAACUUGGACUUAUCACUAGAACCUAACAUCACACCUUACGUUCAAAAAUACAUAAUUAUUGAAAAAGCUGGCAGAAAGAUCGGAAUAAUUGGAUAUUUGACACCCGAAACCAAGAAAAUAUCCAGUCCGGAACAAACAAUAUUUUUAGAUGAAAUUGAAGAAAUCAAUAAACAGGCCGAACUUUUAGACCAACAGGGAAUUAAAAUCAUUAUAGCAGUAGGUCAUUCUGGCUACCUAAAGGACAAGGAAAUCGCCGAAAAGGUCCCGUUAGUAGAUGUGGUAGUGGGUGGGCAUACGAACACCUUUCUUUGGAAUGGACCGCAACCAGAUACAGAUACAAUUGACGGGCCAUACCCAACCGUAAUAACUCAACCUUCCGGGAAGAAAGUACCUGUAGUUCAAGCUUAUGCUUAUACAAAAUAUUUAGGAAUACUCAAUCUGACAUUCAGUGAAAUGGGGGAUGUACUCUCCUACUCCGGCCAACCUGAAUUUCUUGUUAAUUCUAUACCACAAGACGAAGAUAUCUUAAAACAAUUAGAAUCGUAUCGACCAUCAACAGAAGCAAUAAAUGGAGAAAUCGUAGCUUCUUUGCAGGUAACUCUCGAUGGUCAUAGUUGUAGGUUAAAGGAGUGCAAUUUUGGUAACUUAAUAGCUGAUGCAAACGUUUUGUACAAAGCAGCGUAUUCCAUGAUUAGCUGGACUGACUAUCCAAUCGGAUUAAUGAACGGAGGAAGCAUUAGAGCAUCGAUAAGUAGAGAUUCAAAGUUAACUGUCACUCGCGGCGAAAUUUUGGAAACGCUGCCUUUUGGAAACCAAAUAGUAUCGCUAAAACUAAGUGGAGCCGACUUAAUAAAAACUCUAGAACUGGGAAUAAGAAGCAACGGAGAAACCUCUAGAGGUGAAUUUUUACAGGUUUCUGGGCUGAAAGUUGUUUAUGACAGAUCGAAGCCGCCGAUGUCUAGGGUAGUAUCUGUUCACGUCAGAUGUGGUUUCUGCAAAAUUCCAAAAUAUGAUCCUAUACAACUAAAUAGGAAUUAUUCUAUUGUGACUAUCGAUUAUCUCACAGAUGGUUUCGAUGGUCAUUAUAUUCUCAAAGAAAAAGGAUUUGACAAGAGAUAUGAGGAUGUGUCAGAUGUAGACGCUCUUAUUUGGUAUCUCAAAAGAAAUGAUCCUGUUUUUGCAGAAGUUCAGGGAAGGAUUACAUUUGUAAAUAAAUCUAAUAACCUUAGUAGUGCCAGUAGUGGGGGUCUUCGACAUAAUUGUGGUUUAACAGCUGUGAUAUUAUUAGUGUCGUUUUUAUGCGUUAUUUAAUAUCUACAUGUAUAAAACUUAAAUUUUAGAACUUUGCUUUACAUACUUAUAGAUUACCUACUUUUAUAAUAUUUAUAUUAAUUUGUGAUAAUAAAUAGAAAAAGACCGAA